Messenger RNA from Danaus chrysippus (African queen), 423 nucleotides. NCBI's taxonomy places the organism in Eukaryota, Metazoa, Arthropoda, Insecta, Lepidoptera, Nymphalidae. The record is from the annotation of a GenBank genome assembly.
AUGAGCGAUCGCUUGCUCGCCGUAACGUGUUCCGUCUACAGCCGUACUUACGGUUGUCACGUUUCGCAUUCCUCGUCGUCAGCGGCGUCCCCUAACGCUAAGGGCCGAGUCGUAUCGCCGGAGUCGUCGUCGACACACCGAGCGCUGCGCUGGCAGCCGCCACCGAACGUACUGUUUUACCUAACAGCCGUGUUGCGGCGUCUUUACCGACAGUUCGAUACUCAAACGUCAAGGGCACUCUUUAAAUACAGUAAAUGUGGUAAGCAUGUUCAUUACAAACAGAUCAAAUCAGUUACAGCCUCAACCAGAGGUGAAGCGGAUUCAAGCGAGGUGGAUGCUGAGAGGAUCAUGCACAUGAACAUGUCUCGGGACGGGAGCGAUACACAAAGAAAAGACACGAGACAUCCCAAAAAUGGAGUUUAA